Perognathus longimembris pacificus (Pacific pocket mouse) is the source of this 2001-nucleotide messenger RNA. Its product is annotated as two pore calcium channel protein 1-like. Lineage: Eukaryota; Metazoa; Chordata; Mammalia; Rodentia; Heteromyidae. Gene Ontology annotation, biological process: monoatomic ion transport; transmembrane transport. Gene Ontology annotation, cellular component: membrane. The record is from RefSeq and is a predicted model, not a curated record. Gene Ontology annotation, molecular function: monoatomic ion channel activity.
CGAUCCAAGCGCCCCGAGGAGGAGGAGCCGCCCUCCCAGGAGGACCUCCUCCUGGCAGCUGCCUAUGUCUCCGACGCCCAGUACAACCGGAACGUCCCAUUCGAAACGUCCCCCGAGGCCGUCAGACUUUACUACUUUUACAACCACUGGACGAUGCGCGCAGCCACGUACUUCUUUAUUUGCGUGGACCUUUCUCUUGCCCUGUUUGAGGACCCGGCUUUGUUCCCACUGCCUUUCUUGGCCACCUCGCUAGCAGAAGUGCUCUGCCUCGCUGCGUUCUCCGGGAGACUGGUGCAUUUUGCAAAAAUCACGCCUCAGACGGUGUUCUGGAAGGAUACGAAAAACAUCUGCGUCAUGGUGACCGUCGUGCUGACCCUGGUGGACCUGAUAACCUACGGGUCCCUGGAGACUCUUCACAUCCGCAGCGUGCGGUGGUCCAGGGCACUGAGGCCAGUCUUCCUAAUUAACUUCCCCGAGAGUCGCCAGGUAAGGACGCGGCGGCUUUUUCGAAGCAUCCGGAACACCCUCCCUGAUGUCCUCUGCGUCUUUCUCCUGUUUCUGUUCAGUGUGCUCGUCUUCUCCCUCAUGGCCUUGAAGCUUUUCGGAGACAGGGGACUGAAGACAGCGGAAGGCGACCCCUACUUCACGAACAUUCUAGACAUAGCCUUUGAGCUCUACGUGCUGGUCACCACGGCCAACAGUCCCGACGUCAUGAUGCCUGCCUACAACCUCAACUGGUGGUACUCUUUGUUCUUUAUUACCUACAUCAUCAUCAAUACCUACAUCUUCAUGUCGGUCUUUCUGGCUGUGGUCUACAACAAUUACCGGAAGAACUUGAAGAAUGAGAUCCGCAAAUUGGCCUACCUAAAACGCCACAAAAUGAUGGCGGCGUUCAACAUCCUGAAAGUGCGGGCGGGUGCGGAGUUGGUGGUGGCCGAGGCGGCGUGGAGGCGGCUGGCCAGGGCGGCGGCCCCCGACACCAGCGGCGCCCACCUGGAGCCGCUGCUGCGGAUCUCCGACGAGGGGCAGACGGGCCGCAUGGACAAAACCAACUUCCUCCGCGUGGCCGACCUCCUCCACGUGCAGGUGGUGUCGGUGCGCGCGGAGAGCCACCCUCGGGACGCGUGGCUGCCGCGGGUGUACCGGGCGCCCGCCAGCCCACGGCUCCGGACGCUGGUGCGGCGCAGGGUUUUCGUCUGGGUUUAUGACGUCAUCAUCUUCAUCAAUGCCGUCUUCAUCGCUCUGGAUGAGAAGAACCCCUUCAUCUCCCACGCGGAGUGGCUCUUCCUGUCUCUCUACGCGGCUGAGAUUCUCCCGAAGCUGUACACGUGCGAGCCCAGGGCCUAUUUCGGAAGGAAGCAGUUUUGGAACUGGUUUGACACGCUGAUCAUUAGCGCAGCCCUGCUGGCCACGGUGGCCAACGCGAGCAUUCAGUCAGGUCGCUGCUCCCCGCCCUCCGCCUCCCCGCCUCCCGGGUCCCGGGUUCAGCAAGCCCUCCCGGUGGUCUACUACGUGUUGGCGAUCGUCGGGAUGGGAGUGUUCCACGGCCGAGUGCGCUUCUCGGGCCCCAUCGUGAGCACGCCCGCCGCCUUGGCGUGCGGGAACCCCGCGCUGAGGGCGUCGGCCCGCCCCUUCGCCCGCGCCGGCUACUGCAGGAGCAACCUCAACGACCUGGCCUCCUCCUUCAUCCUGCUCGCCCAGCUCACGGCGGUCAACCAGCGGCACGUCCUGGCCGGCGGCUUCGCCCGGGUGACGCACCGGGGCCACGUCGUGGCGGUCAUCCUCGUGGUGAACGUCUUCGUAGCGUUCGUCCUGGAGGCCUUCUUCGUGGCCUACGCGCUGGAGAAGGGCGAGAUGGAAACGGCCAUCGAGAGGAAGAUCCAAGAGCUGGGCGUGGGGCUGCGAGCGAGUGGCCGCCCGGGGCGUCGGCGGGGCCGGGCUCUGCCCCACGCGCCCCGCCUGCGCCCGGGCGCCUCGGGGCGGGCCCCGCGCCCUGGAUGA